This is a messenger RNA of Mus caroli (Ryukyu mouse), 808 nucleotides long. It is a transcript of the gene Uqcc3, whose product is annotated as ubiquinol-cytochrome c reductase complex assembly factor 3. Gene Ontology annotation, cellular component: mitochondrial inner membrane. Lineage: Eukaryota; Metazoa; Chordata; Mammalia; Rodentia; Muridae. Gene Ontology annotation, biological process: mitochondrial respiratory chain complex III assembly; mitochondrial electron transport, ubiquinol to cytochrome c. The record is from RefSeq and is a predicted model, not a curated record.
CCCCUCUCCUAGGUCUCUCUAGCCCGCUUAGGGAGCGGUGAGAUGUCAUGGCUCCCUUCUAGGCUGUGGGAGGAAGCAUACGGCACCUCGUUUGUAGUGCAAUCCGCCAUGGAGGUGGCUCGUAAAGCACUUGUGGCAGUUGCAGUGCUAGGCGCGGGAGCUGGCGUGGGUUCUAUUCUGUUUGCUCUUGUGACCCCAGGAGAACUACAGAAGCAGUCGAUGCUGCAGGAGAUGCCGGAAAGGGACUCGCGGCAUAGGGACGAAGCGGUCAGGACCACGGAACUGGUGAUGGCUACCCUGAAGGACGCCGCAGCCACGAAGGAGAACGUGGCCUGGAGGAGAAACUGGACAGUUAGCGGGGAUGGCAGGUCAGCAUGACACCAGAGCUCGCCUGUGGUCGCGGGAACCUGUAAGGCUCCUUUCUUGGUGCUCCGGACAUGGAGUCAGGAUUUGGGAGACACACCAGGACUCUCUCCAAAUCACUGGGAACUGUGGUUGGGGGAACGCCUUUAAAGAGCACAUCACGUGACAGGGUCGGAUGUGUGAAACCAACGGAACUAAUAAAUGCAGUUCAUCCAUUAAGUGGAUUUCGCAGCUGGACAUCGCUGUUAGAGACAGCGCAAUGUGCACCGAAGACCUAGGCAGCUGCAUGCCAUCCUACCCCUGAGAGUUCUUAAGUCCAAUAAGUUUUCUGACUAUUCAAAAUAGGUUGCUCCUGCAACUGUCGGGUAAAAGACUUUAGGAAAAAGUCUGGAUUAGUAUGUCUCUAUGUGUGUUGUGUGAAUGAAAAAUGAAAGUCGGACGUCAC